This is a messenger RNA of Notechis scutatus (mainland tiger snake), 2512 nucleotides long. RefSeq names its product receptor interacting serine/threonine kinase 1 (gene RIPK1). Gene Ontology annotation, biological process: signal transduction; protein phosphorylation. The record is from RefSeq and is a predicted model, not a curated record. Gene Ontology annotation, molecular function: JUN kinase kinase kinase activity; protein binding; ATP binding. Lineage: Eukaryota; Metazoa; Chordata; Lepidosauria; Squamata; Elapidae.
GAAAGAGUUUCGGCGAAGGAGGAAGGAACAGGCGAAGCGGUGGAGGUCUAUUUAGCAAGAGGGGAUCCCUAUCUUUCCGGAGCGCGCAAACGGGUGGACACCCCCUUCCCCCGCUUUGGAGGAGAAUAUAGGCAUUGGAUUUUUUUUUCUGAAUUAAAGUGCUCUGUGAACCACAGUCAUGGCCUUGGCUGACAUCCAGAUGAAAUCAGAUGAUUUUUUGGAAAAAAGCCAGCUGAAUGCUGGUGGUUUUGGAACUGUCUCAUUAUGCUACCACAAAAAUCAUGGGCUAGUAGUAUUAAAAACUGUGUAUACUGGACCUCAACGCACAGAAUGUAACACUUCCCUUCUAGAGGAAGGCAUGAUCAUGCACAAACUAAAUCAUGAUCGGGUGGUGAAACUACUGGGUGUCAUCCUGGAAGAUGGAAACUACUCCCUUGUGAUUGAAUACCUACGCAAAGGAGACUUGAUGUCUGUUCUAAAAGCAACUUCUAUUCCUUUACCUUUGAAAGGACGUUUUAUCCAGGAGAUCAUUGAAGGAAUGCUUUACUUAACAGAACAACGUUUAGUGCACAAAGAUCUGAAGCCAGAAAAUAUUCUUGUGGAUGAAGAAUUUCACAUCAAGAUAGCAGACCUUGGUAUGGCUUGUUUCAAAAACUGGAGCAGGCUGUCUAAAGAAGAGACCAGUCGACAGAGGAAAAUCAAACAGGAUUCCAAGUCUAAUGCUGGCACCCUUUCCUACAUGGCCCCAGAACAUCUGAAGGACAUCAACACAAUACCUGUGGAGAAAUCAGAUGUUUACAGUUUUGGCAUUGUCUUAUGGGCCAUUUUUGCCUCCAAAGAACCUUACGAGAAUGCAGUCAAUGAUACGCAGCUGUGCUAUUGCGUCACAAUAGGGAACAGGCCACCUGUCAGAGAGGUGGAAGACAGUUGUCCAGAUGAGAUUAUAGUUUUAAUGAAAAGCGCUUGGCAGCAACAUCCAAAUGAUCGCCCAACUUUUUCAGAAAUACAUUUGAUUUACAACCCAUAUUACCAUGAAAACUUUGAACAAGAUGUGGAAGACCAUGUGAGAGAAUUAAAAGAAAUAUAUCCUGAACCAAUUGAACUUGUAAAACGGAUGGAAUCUCUCCAAGUAGAUGCUGUGUCAGAACCUUCCAGCAGAGCUCGAUCAGAUCAACCUGGUUCUUUACACAGUUCUCAAAAUUUCACGGCUAAUAACACUAUAGAUGAAAACAUGUUUGCGCCAUAUCCAGAAAAUGAGCCUGUAGAAAGCUGUGAAAAUACCUCUGAUCCCCCGGCAAACUUGCAUCGAAAAUUACAGGAUGAACUAAAUUACCAUCUGUAUGGCAGCCGGAUGGAUAAGCCAGAAAAUCCUUCUGCUGCAUAUAGUGCUGAAAUGCAAGAAGAACAGAGGCGAAAGAAAAAGGUUUCCUAUGACCCAUUUGCCAAAACGGCAGCCAUACCUCGGACACCAGAAUUUUACCAGAGAGCUCAAAACCUCCAAGCAAGUGUGAGUAACAACACUACCGGUACAGCUCAUUCAAGUCGUCCAUGGUACUCAACACCAUCAGGAGCAGUAGAUCCAAAUGGCUUUCUGGCGGCAGGAACUCUACAUCCCAGCAGGUGGCUAAGUACAGAAGAUCUCUAUGCAACUCCCUCAGCACCCUCAGCCACAAACUUUAAUUUCAAUAAACCACCAGUUCCAGAAUCUGGCAUAAACAGUCAGGCCAAGCCAUACAAUCCAUAUCAUCCUCAAAGCUUAAGCACAGAAACUGGUCCUGUGGAGUCGAUUCCCUGUAGAAAAUUCAACUUUGCACAUAUGGGCGGAAUACCUACAGAAGAACCUGCAAACUACAACAUAUAUAAUAGUACUGGAAUUCAAAUAGGCUCCUACAACUAUUUAGAAAUUAAAAAUCAAGAUAUUCGAGGAAACAGCCCUCAAGCAACCGCUGAUUCCUACCCAGUGGAAUACCAGAAAAUAUUUGAGAGCACUGCUAUAGUUUCAGAUGUUCACCUAAACCUUGUGAGAGACAACUUGGCCAAGAAGUGGAAACACUGCGCUCGUAAACUGGGCUUUAGUGACCCGGAGCUGGACGAAAUUGACCACGAUUAUGAACGGGAUGGGCUCAAAGAAAAAGUUUACCAGAUGUUCCAGAGGUGGCUGAUGAAGGAAGGCAGCAAAGGGGCAACGGUGGGGAAGCUGGCCAGAGCCCUUUUUGCUUGCGGUCGGAGAGAUCUCCUCAAUAGUUUUAUCAAAAUAAGCCAGGAUUCUGUUAGAAAUAACAGAUAAGAAGUCAAACAAGCAGCUGGAAGACUGGCUGGGUUGGACAUUUUUUCCAGAGGACAUUUUUGUAUUGCCACAAGAAGUUGUUGGUCAGGCCAAAUGCUACUCUACACAAGCAGAGUAAGGAAUGGGAGAUAAAAGAGCAAAUGAUGGUCAAUCUCAAGGGACGUUUUCAUAGCAUUCCCUAAAAAAAGAAAAGAAAACGCUACAAACAUAACAAUGCUUUUCAGC